This is a messenger RNA of Bactrocera tryoni, 4930 nucleotides long. Its product is annotated as Kv channel-interacting protein 1. Lineage: Eukaryota; Metazoa; Arthropoda; Insecta; Diptera; Tephritidae. Gene Ontology annotation, molecular function: calcium ion binding. The coding region runs from base 1687 to 2307 and encodes 206 amino acids. The record is from RefSeq and is a predicted model, not a curated record. The transcript has 8 exons.
ACUAACUGACAUUAAAAAGCUCUCGAGAGCAUUUAAAACACUAAGUGGCGGCACUUCUACGUCAACUGAACAAGUAAAUAUUUGUAUACAUAAGCCGACAAGUUGACAUGCAUGGAAACGUCAUGUAAACAUAAAAGUUCGCCAAAUUGAAAUCUAUUAUAAAUGUUCAAACUUUUUUUUUAUUUUUAUAUUUCCAUAAAAUUUUUGCAGUAAAAGUUGACAGACAUUGAAAAAGCAACCCAAAAAGUAACGUAUACGGAAAGUCAGAAUUACAAAACAAGCCUUUCUAUGUUAUCUGAGGGCGUUCGGCAUGUCUUGUCGUUUGAACUUCGGCAAGGCACGGGAAAUGCUGCUCCCUUAAGGCCGCGAAAUGUGUGUGUUAAAUUGAAAUCGUCGAUACAAGUACACAUAUUUGCACACAAGAACUAAGUAGAUAUGACAGUUAGUGGCGCAGCGACGUCAAUGUCAGCGUUAACAGGGCUAAACAUCGUUUGCAGCGACAGUCGGCAGCAGUUGAUGGCAGUGGUAGCAGAGCGAAAAGCACCAACGAGUCGUUUUUAGUAUCAGUUGUGUGUUUGGAUUGCUCGCGUAUACGUAGGACUGUCUUUCGGCAACUGCGGUUCGGUAUCUAUUUAAUUUAUUCACAAGUGUAAAUUGCUGCGGCUGGUAAACGUUGCUGGCAACGAAACGCACACACAUUUAGAGUUGUGUUCGUCACAAAUACCACUCGGCGCAGUAGAACAUGCCAACACUGUGAUUACUAAUAUGAGCGAUUGUACUUGAAUUAUGUUUUGAAUAUAUUAAUAUUUUGAAGGAAACAAAAAGGAAAAAGCUUCAACUGCAAAUCUUGUAAAUACAACAAAAACAAUAACAACUCGCUUGUAGUAUAUAUGUAAGUACUAUGUAAAAAUCAAGACCGCCGCAAACCGCCGAAACAAUAAGUUAACAAGAUAACAAAAACAAAAAAAUACAAAUACAAAUCUGCACUUAUACCAAACAACAAUAACAAAACAGCUAGAAAAGGAGCAAGCGAGCAACAACAAUUGUCCAAUCAACUCGUAUCCAAAUUGUUACCGUAACGGCUAGACAAAGAAUGGGGUCAAAGCUGCGGUAGCACACCAAGCCAAGCCAUAGCCAAGCGAACUAGCGAACUAAUUAACCAAUCAAACAAAGACAAACCACACUGCAGUCAAUAAAUGCAUGAGAAUUUUAACACCAACAACUGUAAUAACAAAAACAAAAAAAAGAACAUGCACAUGAAAAAGUUUAAAAAGUGGAAUUGAAUUUAAUGGAAUUAUCACGCGUGACUAUGCGUUUACAUAGAAGCCAAAGCGAUUCCCUCUUAUUUUACGCUUUGCCACACAAAACUAUUUGCUACUCAUUUUGACUUAAUUACCAAGUACAACUAUCUCAAAAAUUAGCCAACGCCAUAGCUUGCGAAGAAUUAGCGAUUUUGAAACAAGUUGAGAAGAACAAGCGUUUUCUUGUUGUAAGUCUCUACAAACGCAAUCACAAACGCCAUCACUGUUUUUUUCGCCUCUGCUAGCUUCCCAAUACUAUAUAGAUACUACGUUAUUCGUGGAACAUCUCGUAUUUCAACUGAACGAAAGUGAAAAAGGAAUCCAAAAUUACACCAGAAUAAUACAAAAGUUACAGGAAAUAAGAAGUUACAGACGAUAAUUCAAAAUGGCUUCGCCACCGGAAAGCCCCAUUGAGGAAGUUGUCUUCGAAUUGGAACACACUCGAGUGCCUAAGCCGAUUAAUGUAACAAUCGAAGAUUUGUAUCGUGAGACGAAAUUCUCAAAACAAGAAAUACGAAUUAUGUAUCGAGGAUUUAAAACGGAAUGUCCCGAAGGUGUUGUCCAUGAGGAAUGUUUCAAGGAAAUUUACGCCAAAUUCUUUCCACAUGGCAAUUCCAGUUUAUAUGCUCACCAUGUGUUCCGGACUUUCGAUAUAAACAGCACUGGUUCCGUGAACUUUCGGGACUUUCUCAAUAUUCUUUCAACACUGUUGCGCGGUACAGUUUACGACAAAGUCAAGUGGACCUUUAAAUUGUACGAUGUAAAUGGCGAUGGCCGGAUAACACGUGGCGAAAUGAGCGAUUUAUUUCAUUCCAUACACGAGCUAAUGGGUCGACGGCCGCAUCAGCCGGAGGAGGACCGAAAAGCCAAAGAACAGUUGGAACGCACCUUCCGUUCAUUUGAUCCGCACAAUGUCGGCUAUAUUAAUUUCGAGAUGUGGAUGAAGGGUUUGCUGACCAAUCGAACCAUUGUGAACUCAUUCCAUGUAUUUCACUCGGAUCCCUGAUGGUCGGAGAGUGACUUCGAGAGCAUUUUGAAUAAUCAAGAAGUUAUAUCGCUGAUAGAUCUUUGAGAUAGCAAGAACAAUAACGGCAGGAACACACGCAAAGCCAGCGCAAGUCCACAGACGAGUAAACCGUUAGACAAAAAUAAAAAGACGUAAAAUUGCGAGCAGAAGUUCCAGUUUGUAGAAAAUGAAAUUCGUUUUAGCGAAAAGAAAGUCGAUGAAAAGGCGUAAAAUCAGGUGUAUUUGUAUGCGUGUAGUAUAUAUAUAUAUAUAUACAUAUAAAGUGUUUAACAGUUAGUAAGCUUCAGAUUGCGAAUAUUCUGUAUAGUUUCAUUGAAGAGAGGGUAUUGUAAAAAGAAAUGCUAAAAGAAUUGUCACAACUGAGUCGUACACAAACUGAAAAUAGCCUUAAAAUAUCCCAUGGAGCUAUUUAAAGCUCCAAUUAGUCAUAUUACAUACAACAAAAGUACGUGUUGCCAGAAUUGACAUUUGACACUGUCAGACGUAAUGCUUUAAAAUUUUAUUUUUAUUAUAAAUGCUUCAGUAUUUCAUAAUUACCUGCACAACUUUUCUGCAUUGCCCUAAACUACAUGCUUUUUUAGUUUAUGAGUGAACUGAGACCCAUUUUCACUUUCACAAAUGUCAGUGGAUUUAACGUAUUAAAAACAGCUCUUUAAGAUUUAGAAAUUCGGAGUUCCUUCAAUGAACAAAAAAAAAAAUAGUUUUUCGACUACAAGAGCCAUUUAUGGGAAGAUUUUUAUGUUAAUUAAAUAGGUGUCAGCUGUCCAAUGUCAAAGCUAGAUUGACAAGCAAGCUAACAGAGUCAAGCAAUAAUAAAGUUAAACAUGUUUAAGCAGAUAAAAUUGAAAUUCAGUAAAUUUAUAAUAAUAAAAAAGUGUAAUACCAAAAUGCCGAGAAUGAAUUACUUUACUAUUUAGUAAUAACGGUAUGCAAUUGCAUACAUAGAUACCAUACAUUUAUUAGUACGAAAACGUUGGCAGUUGUAGUGUGGUCAGAAUGGAUGCAAAACAAUAAAAGCCAACGAAUAAGUGUGCUAACUAAAAAUUACAAAUUAGUGACUGGAAAAUGUUAGCGAAGAGCGAUUGACACACAAAACCCAAACAAAAAUCGUAAUAAUAAUAAUAACAAUAAUGUUAGUAAAUUUUAUUUAAUAAAUAAAUAUAAAAUAAAUUUAACAAAUAAUUUAAAAAUUCUAAACUAAUUUAAGUACUUUCCAUUGUGAUUGAUUCUGCCGGCAGUGGAGUUUUGAAAUUCGUGGACGCUAAACUUGAAUUGCUAGUCCAGGAAUGCUUUCGUGCACUAUUAAUAUGUUUUUUAAAGCUGUGUGAAAUUUUUUUUAAAGUUAACAGGAUUGGGUAGAAAGACAAGGCGGAAGGCAAAAUUGAAACAUGCAUAUAUUUAAGGUUAGUUUUUGUAAUAUUUGUAAUUUUGACAAUAAGUUGAGUCAAGCACAGGGUGAAUUUUUGAAAGAAGAGCAGGAAAAAUAAUACAAGAUGGGUAUAACAUUAAUGUGCUUUUUAUAGAACUUGUCAAAUGUUUUUUAUAAAAAAUUGGUUCCUUUUAUAAUAUCGUAUAUGUAGUUAUUUUUAUUUUAUUUGAAGCAAUUAUAUUACCUACUUACGUCAUAAAAAGUUAUUUUAGAGAGCAAUAUGAAGUAUAUAAUUUAGCUUUGAAUUGCACGGUUAUCGAGAGCAGACUGUACUUUGUAAAUUUCACGUAAAAAUCAGUUAUUUUCAUUUUGCAUUUCAACAAAUUAUUUCAAUUUUUUUUGCUAUUUCGAAAUAAUAAAUUUUCAUAAGAAAUGUGAUUUUUUUAUUUUAAAAAUCUCUUCAAGCAAAAUAAUUUCAUAAAUUUCCCUGCGGGCAUGUACGGUUUCGUCAUAUUCUCUGUGCAAUGUAUAUUAAAACAAAUAUGUACUAUUAAAGUAAUGUCAUGAAAAACGAAAACACUAUACUACAUAUAACAUAUACAUACAUACAAACAUAUAUUUAUAUUGCAUAAGUUUCAGCAAAAUACCUACAUACAUAUAACUGAAAUACCAAGAACAUCUGCCAAACUAAAAAUAAUUCUGUAAAUGUGGUGAAUAUGUGUCGUAACAAAAGUUGUUAUUACUUUACUGUUAUUACGUAUUUCCGGUCAAUUAAACCAACACCGAAACAUAUGAAUGACAAUUGAAAAUGUAAUUUCGAAGGCAAUUUACUACUAAGAUUUCAUUUAAGUACACAAAUACAUACAUACGUAAACAAAAAACGGAAACACACAUACACACAUACAAAACUGUUGAAACAGAAACAAAUAUCACAAACUAUACUAUGACUGUAGAACUGAAACUGUACUAAAAAUAAUUUCAACACAGCGGACACUUGAAAUAUUGUACUAUAAAUAGUGAAUAAAUCCGAAAAAAAAGAAACAAAAAUCGUAAGCAUGAAUUGCAAUAAAAAAACAUAGUUAAUAACACAAAAGGAAAAAAGUAACACAAAAAUGAAUUUCGUGCACCGAUAGCCCAGCGCCAAUAGAAUAAAUAACAAACAAAAAUGAAUUUGAACGUAAAAUGCAGCUUAUAGAGUGUUCUUAUUGUAAAAAAACAAAAAAAAAAAAAAAA